Urocitellus parryii (Arctic ground squirrel) is the source of this 5436-nucleotide messenger RNA. NCBI's taxonomy places the organism in Eukaryota, Metazoa, Chordata, Mammalia, Rodentia, Sciuridae. The record is from RefSeq and is a predicted model, not a curated record.
UUUUGUUGGCGGUGACACCUCCGCUGACCGCGGGAGCCGUAGGGAGGACGUUAGGGACCCCAGAAGCUGGGAAAUGGAUUCAGUGGCUUUUCAGGAUGUAGCUGUGGACUUUACCCAAGAGGAAUGGGCUUUGCUAGAUCCUUCCCAGAAGAAUCUCUACAGGGAUGUAAUGCUGGAAACCUUCAGGAACCUGGCUUCUGUCGGAAACAAAUGGAAAGAUCAGAACAUUGAAGAUCAGUACAAAAAUUAUGGGAGAAAUUUGAGAAGUUAUGUGGUAGAGAGACUCUGUGAAAGUGAAGAAGGUGGUCAGUGUGGAGAAACCUUCACCCAGGCUUUAAAUCUUAAUCAGAGCAAGAAAAUUCCUGCUGGAGUAAAACCAUGUAAAUGCAGUGUGUGUGGAAAAGUUUUCCUGUGUCAUUCAUCCCUUAAGGGGCACCUGAAAUCUCACUCCAUAUACAAGGCACUUGAGUGUGAGGAAUAUGGAGAGAAGCCACAUAAAUGUGAACAGUGUGGGAAAACCUUCAAUUCUCUCAGAAGUGUUGGAAGACAUAUGGUGACCCACAGGAUAAAAGGCUCUUAUACUUGUGAGUUGUGUUUGAAAGUCUUUGAUUUCCCCAGUUCAUUUCAAAUACACCAACAAACUCACACUGGAGCCAAACCCUCUGAUGACAAGCGGUGUGGGAAGACCUUUCUUUGUUCUAGUUCAUUUCAAAUACCUGGCAGAAUUCACAGUAUAGAAAAAUCUUACGAAUGCAAACAAUGUGAUAAAACUCUGAGUUGUUCCAGUUCCCUUCAUAGACAUGGAAGAUCUCAUAAUGAAGAAAAUCCCUAUAAACGUAAACAAUGUGGUAAAGUUCUUAGUUCUUCCAAUUCUCUUGGAAUACAUGAAAGAACUCACACUGAAGCAAAAACCUACAAUUGUAAACAAUGUGGUAAAGUACUCAGUUCUUCCAAUUCCCUUAGAGUACAUGAAAGAACUCAUGCUGAAGACAAGUCCUUUGAGCGUAAACAAUGUGAUAAAACUCUCAGAAGUCACAGUUACCUUCAAGAACAUGAAAGAACUCACAUUGAAGGAAAACUCAAUGAACGUGAACAGUGUGGUAAAGUACUGAGUUGUCCCAGUUCCCUUCAACUUCAUGAAAGUGUUCAUAGUGUAGAAAAACCCUGUGUAUGUAAACAAUGUGGUAAAGCCUUCCGAUAUCAAAGUUCCCUUCUACGGCAUGAAAGAGCUCACACUGGAGAGAAACCCUAUGAAUGUAAACAGUGUGGUAAGGCCUUCACUCGCAACAGUAACCUUCGAGAACAUGAAAGAACUCACAACGAAUCAAAACCAUACCAAUGUAAGCAUUGUGGUAAAGCUCUCAGUUCCUCCACCUCCCUUCGAUCUCAUGCAAGAACUCAUAACAGAGAACAGUCCUAUCAGUGUGAACAAUGUGGUAAAGCGUUCAGGUUUCCCAGUUCCCUUAAAGUGCAUGAAAGAAUUCAUAGUGGAUACAAACCCUACGAAUGCAAUCAAUGUGGUAAAGCCUUCAGACAUCAUAGCUACCUUCAAGAACAUGAAAGAAUUCAUACUGAAGAAAAACCCUAUGAGUGUAAACAGUGUGGUAAAGUGCUCAGUUGUUCUAGUUCCCUUCAAUAUCAUGAAAGAACUCACACUGGAGAAAAACCCUAUGAAUGUAAGCACUGUGGUAAAACUCUUCGUUGUUCUAGUGCUCUUCGAUAUCACGAAAGAAUACAUACUGGAGAAAACCCCUAUGAAUGUAAACAAUGUGGUAAAGCUUUCACUAUUUCCAAUUCCCUUCGAUAUCAUGAAAGAAUUCAUACUGGAGAAAACCCCUAUGAAUGCAAACAGUGUGGUAAAGCAUUCAGAUUUCCCAGUUCCCUUAAAAUGCAUGAAAGAACUCAUACUGUAUGUAAACCCUAUAAAUGUAAACAAUGUGGUAAAGCCUUCAGAUGUCACAACUACCUUCAAGAACAUGAAAGAAUUCAUACUGAAGGAAAACCCUAUGAAUGUAAACAGUGUGGUAAAGUGCUCAGUUGUUCUAGUUCCCUUCAAUAUCAUGAAAGAGCUCAUACUGGAGAAAAAUCCUAUGAAUGUAAACAAUGUGGGAAAGCUUUCAGUAGUUCCAGUUCCCUUCGAUAUCAUGAAAGAAAUCACCCUGGAGAAAGACGCUAUGAAUGUAAACAAUGUGGUAAAGCUCUCAGUAGUUCCAAUUCCCUUCGUUGCCAUGAAAGAAUUCAUACUGGAGAAACACCCUGUGAAUGUAAACUGUGUGGCAAAGCCUUCAGAUUUCACAGUUCCCUUCAAAGUCAUGCAAAAACCCAUACUCGAGAAAAAAUCGCGGCGACUUGGGCCCGGCCCCUGGCCCUGUCGCGCAGCGCUGUGCCCACAGCUCGCGUCUCCCCGGACCGCGCAGACUCGGUGGCUUUUCAGGAUGUGGCUGUGGACUUCACCCAGGCAGAGUGGGCUUUGUUGGAUCCUUCCCAGAAGAAUCUCUACAGAGAUGUGAUGCGGGAAACUUUCAGAAACCUGGCUUCUAUAGGAAACAAGUGGAAAAACCAGAACAUUGAAGACCAGUUUAAAAUUCCAGGGAGAAAUUUAAGAAGUUAUGUAGUAGAGAGACCCUGUGAAAGUGAAGAAGGCAGUCAGUGUGGUGAAACCUUCACCCAGGCUUUAAAUCUUAAUCAGAGCAAGAAAAUUCCUGCUGGAGUAAAACCAUGUAAAUGCAGGGUGUGUGGAAAAGUUUUCCUAUGUCUUUUAUCUCUCAAGAGGCAUCUGAAAUCUCACUCCAGAUACAAGGCACUUGAGUGUGAGGAAUAUGGAGAGAAGCCACAUAAAUGUGAACAGUGUGGGAAAACCUUCAAUUCUCUCAGAAGUGUUGGAAGACAUAUGGUGGCCCACAGGAUAAAAGGCUCUUAUACUUGUGAGUUGUGUUUGAAAGUCUUUGAUUCCCCCAGUUCAUUUCAAAUACAUCAACAAAUUCACACUGGAGCCAAACCCUCUGACAGCAAGCAGUGUUCUAGUUCAUUUCAAAUACCUGGCAGAAUUCACACUGUAAAAAAAUCUUAUGAAUGCAAACAGUGUGGCAAAACCCUCAGUUCUUCCUGUUCCCUUCGAAGGCAUGAAAGAAGUCAUAAUGGAGAAAAACCCUAUGAGUGUAAACAGUGUGGUAAGGCCUUCACACGUCAUGGUUACUUUCGAGAACAUGAAAGAAUUCAUGCUGAAGCAAAAACCUAUGAGUGCAAACAGUGUGGUAAAGCUCUCAGUUCUUCCAAUUCCCUUCGAAUCCAUGAGAGAACUCACACUGGAGAAAAACCCUAUGAGUGUAAACAGUGUGGUAAGGCCUUCACACGUCAUGGUUACUUUCGAGAACAUGAAAGAAUUCAUGCUGAAGCAAAAACCUAUGAGUGCAAACAGUGUGGUAAAGCUCUCAGUUCUUCCAAUUCCCUUCGAAUCCAUGAGAGAACUCACACUGGAGAAAAACCCUAUGAGUGUAAACAAUGCGGGGAAGCUUUCAGAUGGCACAGUGACCUUCGAAAACACGUGCGAUUUCAUAUUGAAGAAAAUCCCUUUGAAUGUAAAAAAUGUGGCAAAGCACUAAGUUCUCCCAAUUCCCUUCGAAUUCACGAAAGAACUCACACGGGAGAAAAACCUUAUGAGUGUAAACAGUGUGGAAAAGUCUUCCGAUUUCAGACUUCCCUCAUAAGGCACGAAAGAGCGCAUGCUGGAGACAAAUCCUAUGAGUGUAUACAGUGUGGCAAAACUCUCAGUUGUUCAAAUUCCCUUCAAGUCCAUGAAAGAAUUCAUAAUAAAGCACGACCCUAUCAGUGUAAGCAGUGCGGCGAAGCCUUCAGAUUUCACGUGGCUCUUAAAAUGCAUGAAAGAACCCACGCUGGAUAUAAACCUUACGACUGUCAACAAUGUGGUAAAGCCUUCAGAUGCCGCGGCUAUCUUCGAAAACACGAAAGGAUUCACACUGAAGUCAAUCCCUAUGAAUGUAAACAGUGCGGCAAGGUGCUCAGCUGUCCCAGUUCCCUGAGAUAUCAUGAGAGGGCUCACACAGGAGAAAAACCCUCUGUGUGUAAACAGUGUGGCAAGAGGCUCAGUUGUUCCAGUGCCCUCCAAAAACACAAAAGAAUUCACACGGACAGAAAAACUCUGUGAAUGUCAACAGCGUAGUAAAUCCUUCAGAUUUUCCAUUUGUCUUCAGAUGUGUGAAAGAAUUCAUGGAGGGGGAUACGGAUGAUAAAAACUUGUGGUGAAGGCAUCAGUUUUUUCAGAUAUUUUUGAACACAUAGAAAGACUCACACUGGAGAAUAGCCUUAUGAAUGUAUGAAAUUUGUUAAAGCCAUCAUUUAAAGACAACAACAACAACAAAAAUGCAUUCAGCAGAAAAUCUCUAUGAAGGGCCGGUGGCUGUACCUUCAAAGGCCCAUAAUGCACACUGAAGAUAGAUGUUAUACAUAUCAGACUCCAGUAGUUUGGAAAAUAAAGGAAAGCUUUUGAUUUUUAUGAUUGCUUUAAAAGUCAAUGGGAAAACUCCCACUGGAAAGAAAUCUCAUAAAUGUAGGUGAUAUUGAAAUCUUAAUGCAAAUUAUUAAUUAUUACAUAAUGUUCAGUUUCUCUAUAUGAACAAAAUUUACAUAAAUUAUGAAUAUGUUUAUCAGUGGCUCAUAGUUAAAAGUUCUCUGGUUUGCGUAUUUCCAUUUCUUUGUAAGGAUACAUAAAGGUGAGGAUUCUAUAGGUGUAGUUGUGUCAGUUAACAAAGGGAUAAAUUCAGAGAAAUGCCUCGUUAGGCAAUCUAAUUGCUGUGUGAAGAUUAUAAAGUGUACUUAGACAAAUUUUAGAUGGUAUAGUGCACUACCAACAAACUUAGGCUAAAUGCUGUUGCCCGUUUCUUUUGGGCUCCAAACCUGUACAUUAUUGUAUUUAGUACUGUAGGCAACAGUAACUCAAUGAUAAGUAUUUGUGUAUCUAAACACACCGAAAAAUAGAAAAGCUACAGUAAGGAUAUAGUAUAAAAGAUCAGGGUAGGGUGGCCUGUGAUUGUAAUCCCAGCUGCUUAUGAAGCUGAGGCAGGAGGAUCACAGUUCAAGGUCAACCUGGGUAGUUUCUUGAUCCUGUAUCAAAGUAAAAAAUAAAAAGGUCUAGGGGAGUAGCUCAAUGGGUCGAGGGUCCCUGGCUUUGAUCUCCAGUACUGCAAAAAUAAAAUAAAAGAUAUACCUGUGCAAGAUACUUCCUGCGUACAGAACUUGCUGGAGUACUGGUGGGAGUCUGCUGGGCGAGUUUGAAUGAUCAAUCGGUGACUGAAUGUGAAGGCCUAGGACAUUGCUGGACACUGCUGUUGACUUUAUAAACACCUGGACUUAUGUUAUACUAAAUUUAUAAAAAUAAUUUUAUCAGCAAGAAUAAAUUAACCUUAGGUUAGUGUAACU